Messenger RNA from Myotis lucifugus (little brown bat), 2749 nucleotides. It is a transcript of the gene DLL1, whose product is annotated as delta like canonical Notch ligand 1. Gene Ontology annotation, molecular function: calcium ion binding. NCBI's taxonomy places the organism in Eukaryota, Metazoa, Chordata, Mammalia, Chiroptera, Vespertilionidae. Gene Ontology annotation, cellular component: membrane. The record is from RefSeq and is a predicted model, not a curated record. Gene Ontology annotation, biological process: multicellular organism development; Notch signaling pathway; cell communication.
AUGGAGUGUGGACUCGAGGCCACGUCUCGGCCUCAUUUCACCUUCGGGACGAGCUCCCUGGGGCUCCGAGGCCAGAAAGCCUUCGCAUUGUGCACAGCCCCCCUCCUCCGCCUGCAACGCCACCCAUUUCCCUACAGCCAAGAGAACAUCCUGGCAGCCAAGCCCCGGACUUUUACCCAUAUGUCCAUCAAGCCCUUCCGGGACAGCUUGUCGCCCGAGCCCCCCUGGACCCUAGCACCGCCCGCCCCGCCGGUGCUUGAAGUAGGCUCCUUCAGCCUCCCCGACGGCGCGGGCGCCCACUCCGCCUUCAGCAACCCCAUCCGCUUCCCGCUGGGCUUCACCUGGCCGGGCACCUUCUCUCUGAUCAUCGAAGCUCUGCACACAGAUUCUCCCGACGACCUCGCCACAGAAAACCCCGAGCGGCUCAUCAGCCGGCUGGCCACACAGAGGCACCUGACGGUGGGUGAGGAGUGGUCCCAGGACCUGCACAGCAGCGGCCGUGCUGACCUCAAGUACUCCUAUCGCUUCGUGUGCGACGAGCACUACUACGGGGAGGGCUGCUCAGUCUUCUGCCGCCCCCGGGAUGAUGCCUUCGGCCACUUCACCUGUGGGGAGCGGGGCGAGAAGGUGUGCAACCCUGGCUGGAGGGGCCAGUACUGCACCGAAGCAAUCUGCCUGCCCGGAUGCGAUGAGCAGCACGGGUUUUGUGACAAGCCAGGGGAAUGCAAGUGCCGAGUGGGCUGGCAGGGCCGCUACUGUGACCAGUGCAUUCGGUACCCGGGCUGUCUCCAUGGCACCUGCCAGCAGCCCUGGCAGUGCACCUGCCAGGAGGGCUGGGGGGGACUCUUCUGCAAUCAGGACCUCAACUACUGCACACACCACAAGCCCUGCAGGAACGGGGCCACCUGCACCAACACGGGCCAGGGGAGCUACACCUGCUCCUGCCGGCCUGGGUACACCGGGGCCACCUGCGAGGACGAGGUGGACGAGUGCGGGCCCAGCCCCUGCAGGAAUGGGGGCAGCUGCACGGAUCUCGAGAACGGCUUCUCCUGCACCUGUGCACCCGGCUUCUACGGCAGCGUCUGCGAGCUGAGCGCCAUGGCCUGUGCGGACGGGCCUUGCUUCAAUGGGGGGCGCUGCUCCGACAACCCUGAGGGAGGCUACACCUGCCACUGCCCCGCAGGCUUUUCCGGCUUCAACUGCGAGAAGAAGGUGGACGCCUGCAGUUCCUCGCCCUGUGCCAAUGGUGCGCAGUGUGUGGACCUGGGCGACGCCUACAUGUGCCGCUGCCGGGCCGGUUUCUCGGGGCGGCACUGCCAGGACAACGUGGACGACUGCGCCUCCUCCCCGUGUGCCCACGGCGGCACCUGCCGGGACGGUGUGAACGAGUUCUCUUGCACCUGCCCGCCCGGCUACAGCGGCAGGAACUGCAGCACGCCCAUCAGCCGGUGCGAGCACGCGCCCUGCCACAACGGCGCCACCUGCCACGAGAGGGCCCGCCGCUACCUGUGCGAGUGCGCCCGGGGCUACGGGGGCCCCAACUGCCAGUUCCUGCUCCCUGAGCCGCCGCCCCCGGCCCCCGAGGAGUACAUGGAGGCCGGGCCCUUCCCCUGGGUAGCCGUCUGCGCGGGCGCGAUCCUGGUGCUCGUGCUGCUGCUGGGCUGUGCGGCCGCAGGGGUCUGCGUGCGGCUGAGGCUGCAGAAGGGCCCGCCCCUGGCCGACCCCUGCCACGGGGAGACGGAGACCAUGAACAAUCUGGCCAGCUGCCAGCGGGAGAAGGACGUGUCCGUCAGCAUCAUCGGGGCCACGCAGAUCAAGAACACCAACAAGAAGGUGGACUUCCACGGGGACCACGGCAGCGGCAAGAACGGCCCCAAGGCCCGCUACCCCGGCGUGGACUAUAACCUGGUGCCCGAGCCCAAGGGCGAGGAUGCCGCCUCCAGGGACCCCCACAGCAAGCGUGAUGCCAAGUGCCAGCUGCAGGGCUCUCCUGGGGAGGAGAAGAGCACCCCGACACUCAGGGGUAGGGAUGCAUCUGAAAGGAAAAGGCGGGACUCUGUGUACUCUACUUCAAAAGACACCAAGUACCAGUCGGUGUUCGUCAUAUCGGAGAAGGACGAGUGUGUCAUAGCCACUGAGAAUUCCAAGGAUCUAUGCCCCAACGGAUGCUGCUGAGAGGGAAAAGGAGGCCUUCGCGACGGCGGUGGGACGAGGCCCCAGAGGUCAGCCAGCGGGGGGCUGCAGGCUCGGGCUGCUCCAGGACGCCUGUUGCACUCUGCUUUUCGCGACGUCUCCAUUGCACUAUGGACAGUUGCUUCUAAGAAAUAUAUAUUUAAAUGAGUGGAUUAAUGACGACAUGAGACGCAUGCACUGCCCGGAGUGUAUAUUUUGGAUUCUUAUGAGCCAGUCUUUCUUGAAUUAGAACCACAAACACUGCCUUUAUCGUCCUUUUUGAUACUAAAAUGUGUUUUUUUUUUCUAGGUGGGAAAAGAUGUGUGUUAUUUUUUGGACUUGUAAAAAUAUUUUUCAUGAUAUCUGUAAAGCUUGAGUAUUUUGUGAUGUUCAUUUUUUUAUAAUUUAAAUUUUUGGUAAAUAUGUACAAAGGCACUUCGGGUCUAUGUGACUAUAUUUUUUGUAUAUAAAUGUAUUUAUGGAAUAUUGUGCAAAUGUUAUUUGAGUUUUUUACUGUUUUGUUAAUGAAGAAAUUCCUUUUUAAAAUAUUUUUCCAAAAUAAAUAUUAUGAAUGGCG